Molecule: messenger RNA, 6578 nt
Organism: Hemibagrus wyckioides
Lineage: Eukaryota; Metazoa; Chordata; Actinopteri; Siluriformes; Bagridae
Gene: alpk2
Product: alpha-kinase 2
Exons: 15
Coding region: 756-5483 (1575 amino acids)
Biological process (GO): protein phosphorylation
Molecular function (GO): ATP binding; protein serine/threonine kinase activity
Source: RefSeq, a predicted model, not a curated record
AUUGAGGGCAGUUACAGAGAAAAAUAAUUGUGAAAAUUGUUGUGCGUUAUUUUUUCAGCUAAUGGACAAUCGUGUUUUAUUCCAGUUAUACCACAGCAAUUUGUCUACACCACAUAUAAUUCUGGUUUAUUAAAAAAACUGCACACUUUUAUUUGUGUAUAGUUAUAGAUGUGUAUAGAUUUAAUGUCAUGGAACAUCGUAGGAACAAUUUACUUCCUGUUUUCACUUAUGUUAUAGCCGCUAUAGAGCCGCUCCCUCACCAGCUUCUGUUUAUUCUCUCUCUUGUGUAAAUUAUACUGUUGCUAUAGAAACGAUAACAUUAGAACAAGUGCAUUAAUACAAAAAUGCCAGAGCUGCUGUUAUAACAAAAAAAAAAUCAUCACUUCAAUCACGACCAAUCAGAAUCCAGAGUUUUCCCCUGCGCUCCUCACACACUCGUCUGUGAUCCCGGAGACUCGAUAUUUCAUCACAGGGAUGAUAUUAACAUCAAAACAAGUCAUGUAUGACGCCCACGAAUGUUUCCCAAUCCUGAGAGUGAAAGUGGGGCAAAUAUAGCUGAGGGGUGUUAAGUGCCCUGGCUCGGCACAUGUCCACACUAUCAAGUAACUCAUUUUGUACUUACGGGGGCAAAAAGGGAUAAAAAUAAGCCCCAAACCCCCCCAACAUGCCCUGGCUUUAGAUGAACAUACUGCGAGUCUCUGUGCUCAGUUUAAUCACUGAUUCGGAUGUGAAAAAGGUGGAGCUCGAGCGUGGACAUGAACAAUUCUUCAGAUGGAAGUGAAGAUUAUGAAUACAUCUUUACUAAUGGAGCAUGGACAACAGUAUUAAAGCCUGUCAGUGCAGCUGGGAGAUCAAUACACAGAGAAGAUAAGCAGGGAGAUGACACCAGAUCAGAUGGUAAUAAAGGCAUUGUGGAUUUGCCUGUGAACGUGACAUCGCAGGAUGUUGAAGUUGAUGGAAAUAAAUCUAAUACCAUCCCUAAAGGUCAACAGAAUGCCAACAUGAAUCCAAAUGACCACAUGACAUCAAAGAAUCAAGAGACUGAAGUACCUGAGAAUAGGCAGUGCCAAAAGAGUGAUAGUACAGAACCUACAAAUACACCAUCCCAGGAUGAGUCACCAUCCCUGGACCCCAACACGGAGACCAUCACAAUAGAUGACAUACCAAACACUGAAUUCCAUCCUGCCGGGAUUAGCGGGACUGUUUAUAACGCUGACACACACAGAAAUGACUUCAUGGAUGAAGCAGUCCAACACGCUGACCCUCAAACAAAGGGUAUGGCUGGAGAGACUGUGCAUGAUAUGAGUGACAUUAGCAGCAUUUUGCAGAAGAAGGUCCAUCAUACCGGUUCUGACACACAUGAGUUUAUAAUGAAGACAGUUCUCGAUUCUGAUCCGGAAAUUGGUGGAAUUUUAGAGGACGCUGUCCAGUGCACUGACUCAGAAACUGGUGGUGUUUUAGAGGAUACUGUCCAACACAAUGUUUCAGAAAUUGGUGGAAUUGUAGCGGACACUGUUCAAAGCAAUGUCUUAGACAUUGGUGACAUUUUAGGAUACACUGUCCAAUGCUCUGACUCAGAAAUUGGUGGUAUUUUGGAAGACACUGACCAAAACAAAGACUCCAAAGACUCGGAAGUUAGUGGAAUUUUAGAGGACAAUGUCCAAAGAAUUAUCUCAGAUGAUUGCAGUAUUUUAGAGGACACUGUUCAAAGCAAUGACUUGGACAUUGGCUGUGUUUUAGAGGAUACUGUCCAACACAAUGUCUCAGAAAUUGGUGGAAUUGUAGAGGACAAUGUCCAAAGCAAUGUCUCAGAAAUUGGUGGAAUUGUAGAGGACAAUGUCCAAAGCAAUGUCUCAGAAAUUGGUGGUGUUUUAGAAAACACUGUCCAACACAAUGUUUCAGAAAUUAGUGGAAUUGUAGAGGACAAUGUCCAAAACAGUAUCUCAAAAAUUGGUGGUAUUUUAGAGGAUACUGUACAAAGCAUUGACUCAGAAAUCGGUGGUAUUUUAGGGGAUGCUUCAUGCCUAACACAGCAACCCUUCCCACUCUACUCAGCAGAGCUCAGUAAUAAUAAUAAUAAUAAUAAGCUGGAGGCAAAUGACAACAAUGCAAUCUCAGAUAUUUUGACUGACUCAGUUGAUAAUUUGGAGAAUGGCGUGACCCAGAUGUCCAAGGCUCUUACUGUAAACCCAAAGACAGACAUGGAAUCAGCAUCUUGUAUUUUAGAAGACCUUGUUCCAGACAUGACAGUGGACCACAUGACCGAAAAUAACUCUGAUGUACGCCUGCUAAUCUCCAGCUUCCCCCCCACACCAAUCAUAAUCCCAUCUAAGACCGAGGAAGCAAUUGACAUACAUCGCUCAGACAGAACUGAUGUGUCUAAUGAGUUGUGGGUUGAUGCUCCAGAUGAAUGGGGAUACCUCCCAGACUCCUGUCCUACAUCUUCAGACAACACAAGAACUUCAAAAACAGGCGCCAAGAGCGGUUCACUGGAACUGCCUAACAAGGAGAGCUGGUCAUCUUCUGACAGCUGGGCCAGUGCUUUAUCAGACUGGAUCCAAUCUGUUAGCAUCCUUCCAGAAGACUGUCCCACUAUGAGAAGUCCUGAGGCUCAGCAUCAGUGCUCCAUGUCCAGCCAGGAUGGGACCAUGGGGCUGGAAAGCUCCUUAGAAUUAGGUGAUUCUGAGGGUAAAAUACUGAUAAAAACCACUUCAGUAGAUCUGUCUGUCCUAACAAUGGAGGAGAAAGAAAACAGGCUUUAUAGUAAUAUAGAUAUGAACAUGACUCAGAAUUUACCAGAAGAUAUGGAAGGAGAGACACAGUCAGGUUUACAGGAAGAGUCAGACGAGUCUCGAAAUGAUACUGAAGGAAGAUGGGAAAACAAGUGUGUAUCCCAGAGAGCGCUGCCAUUGGCUCGGUCUGGAAUGCUGCAUCGCUCCUUGGGUCCCCAUAAUAGUAAUGAUCCUCGCUAUGGUCAACUGUAUAUGCCUCACUGGAGUGAAGGAAAAUGCAGGAAGGACAGAAAGGAGAGGGAUCGAGUGAAGUUUAGUGAGCAGGAAAGCAAUGCACUCUGGGAAGUAACUGAAGACACAGCCUUCGAGGAGGAAGGUGAAAAAUAUCAUGGUGCCUUGAGCUUCUCGUGUUACCCCUUCACGCCAGAGUUGGAGGUUCAUCUCCUCAACAGCAAUGAAGCAGAGCACCUGACAAACAGGCGAGGAGUGGAAAGGAGGAACGCGACACAUGCUAAAGACAACAGCUCUUGUACGUUUUCUAGAACAGGAGAGGUGGACUUUAUUAUGCCACUUACCCCCAUCAGUAUUGGAACAUCUUUCCUCCACUUAAAAGAGGAUCCAGAUGAAUCGAGGACGUCGUUAAAGCUGUCCCUUGCAGGGAUCAGUGAAGAAGUUAGACCAGAUCUGACACCGAGCGCCAGCGGAAAGUCCACCAGCCAGUUCUGUGACAUCACAACGCAAACCGGUGAUCAGGAUUCAUCUUCGUCAUCUUGCGAAGAUCUAGAGUACAAAACAGAGGCCGGUGACGUCAGCUCGGAACUUCAGAGGCUGAUCUUAGACACAGGGGAGCGGUUAAUGAUCUGUGAGGAACAGCACAUAGCUUACGUGACUUUAGACUUGGAUGACAUUCUGAGCUUUAGGAAGCAUCCUGAGAAUCGUUCGGCUAUAAAACAAGUAAGCGGCGAGGCGCAUAAAAGAGACAGCAAGAUGCCUCAUAAAACUAAGAAAACAUCUUCCGAGAACAAGACACGCUCUAAUAAACACAAGGACAUAACAAGCAGCAACCAAACGAGCAAGAAACGAGAGAACCUGAGACCAGAACCCCACGCUGAAGGGUCUGGAGGUGCCGAGCAAAGCACGGUGACCAUGAUCGAGACUAUCAUAAUGACAGAGAAGGUCACAUCCAAACCUCAGGGGAAGAAGAAGAAGAAGCAUGGAGUACCAAAAAUUGAAAAUGAGCCACUGCUCGAGGUGGAAAACGGAACAAAGCCAAAAAACGCCAAGCCCAAAACUGAGACAGCGACAAAGCAAGUGAGCAAAGUGAGAGAGAAACUCGCAAAAUAUGAGGGAAAAGAGUCGAAUGAGAACGAUGAAGCAACUGAGGGAAAAUCACAACCAAGUUCGGAACCCUCGAGCGGGUGCCUGUCUGGUGCACUGGACGACGACAUCAAACGCAGACGCAUAUCUGGGGACAAACCUGGAGCCGUAUCCAUCAGGACGAGGCCGCAGCUUCCUGCUAUCUUUCAGCAGAAGAAAAAGGACGACGCGCUGACACAGACCAUUCAGGCACCUAAAGAAGUCCCACGUGUCCUAUCUGACAUUGAAGCAGCUCCAGUCGUCGAUGAUCCUCAGAGUAUUUCACUGUGGUGCCGCUUCAGUCACUUCAAGGCCGAUUCCUCCAUCAUGUGGAUGAAAGAAGGAGCAACACUGUGUGAGGAAACGAGGAAAGUUGGAGAUGAUGUUCGUGUCUCUCUGUCGCUGCUGAAAGCCUGCAGUAAGGAUUUGGGCUUUUAUCGCUGUACUCUGAACAGUGCCCUCGGUUCCGUGUCCACCUCGGACUAUCACCUGACAUCUGAAGUGCUGAUGGAACUCGUCAUCCCGAACCAUGACGAAUCAGCUGAGCGUAAAGCGAUAGACGGGGAGGAAGAGGACGUGUCCUGCACUCCUCUCCUCUUUAAGGAGGACAUUCUGACAGAGCAGUAUUUCGGAGAGAAGCAGCUCACGAGUAUUGUGACUGAGAAGGAUCACUUUGGCGAGGGAAUGCACCGGAGAGCCUUCAGGACGAUGGUGCGCACCGGCAUGACGCCUUUGUUCGGUCCCGGACACGCCUGCGUGCUAAAAGUGCACAGCGCCAUCGGCUACGGAACCCAGAAUGACGACGAGGUGGUCCAGAGGAACUACACCCUCGCUGUGGAGGAGUGUUAUGUUCAGAACACGGCCAGAGAAUACAUCAAGGCCUACACCAACGUGGCCAAGUCUGCAGAAGCCUUUGGAGAAGUUCCUGAAAUCAUUCCCAUAGUCCUGGUUCACCGGCCGUCUAACACCAUCCCGUACGCCACACUGGAGGAGGAGCUGAUUGGAGAUUUCGUAAAAUACUCUGUGAAGGAUGGGAAAGAGAUCAACCUGAUGAGGAAAGACUCGGAGGCGGGACAGAAAUGCUGUGCGUUUCAGCACUGGGUUUACACGCAGACUGAAGGAAACCUGCUGGUUACUGAUAUGCAGGGUGUAGGUAUGAAGCUGACAGAUGUUGGAAUCGCCACCUGCAAAAAAGGUUAUAAGGGCUUUAAAGGGAACUGUUCCACAUCGUUUAUUGACCAGUUUAAAGCUCUUCAUCAGUGUAACCGCUUCUGCGAGCUGCUUGGCCUCACGUCCCUGCAGCCCAAACCCAAACGGACUGCCCCCCCCAACCCCAAAGCACAACCUGCCGCCAGGAAAAAGCCUUUUGGCCCCAAUGUCAAGGGCAAAUCCUGAUUGGACGCUGGAGCUUAACACAGGACGCUGUGCAUAAAUGCUGUGAAGUUGCAUCAGGGUGAAUCUGGGACUCACUUGCAAAAACAUUGAUCUUUUUGACCUCUAGGAUUUUUUUUAGUUCUUAUUAAUGAAUAUGUCCUGUGUUUCAUAUGCAGAUAAUUUGCUGCUGCAUCAUAUGCUAAUCAGCUGCUGCUGUGCCAUAUGCAGAUGAUAGACAGCUGAAUCAUAUAGUCAUGCUAUGCUGUGCUGCCAUAUGCAGAUGAUAUACAGCUCCAAAUAUGCUGAUACUCCGCUGUGCCAUACAUUAAUAUUUUAAUCAAGCUAUAAUACAGCUUUGUGUUAUACGCAGAUGCUAACUUAGAGUACUAUAUCAUAUGGAGAUGAUUUACUGCUGCAUCAUACACAAAUGAUAUACUUUAGCUGAGCCAUAAUUCUGUCAUAUGCUGAUGACAUGCUGCUGCAUUAUAUGUAAAUGAUACAGUACUGUACCAUGUACUGAUGAGCUACUGCUGCAUAAUAUAUUAAUUGUAUACUCUAUAUGUCGUAUAGCUGAUGAUAUACAACUGCAUCGUAUGGUGAUAAUAAACAGCUGUGUCAUAUGGUGAUGAUAUACAGCUGCAUCAUAUGGUGAUGAUAAACAGCUGUGUCGUAUGGUGAUAAUUUACAGCUGUGUCAUAUGGUGAUGAUAUACAGCUGUGUCAUAUGGUGAUGAUAUACAGCUGUGUCAUAUGGUGAUGAUAAACAGCUGUGUCGUAUGGUGAUAAUUUACAGCUGUGUCAUAUGGUGAUGAUAUACAGCUGCAUCAUAUGGUGAUGAUAAACAGCUGUGUCGUAUGGUGAUAAUUUACAGCUGUGUCAUAUGGUGAUGAUAUACAGCUGUGUCAUAUGGUGAUAAUUUACAGCUGUGUCAUAUGGUGAUGAUAUACAACUGCGUCAUAUGGUGAUAAUUUACAGCUGUGUCAUAUGGUGAUGAUAUACAGCUGUGUCAUAUGGUGAUGAUAAACAGCUGUGUCAUAUGGUGAUAAUUUACAGCUGUGUCGUAUGGUGAUAAUUUACAGCUGUGUCAUAUGGUGAUGAUAAACAGCUGUGUCAUAUG